AGAAGUAACCAGGCACACUGAGCAAUGUUGAGAGUACGGGCGGAAAUACUAAAUAAAUGGCUCAAAACAGGAAAGGUAAACAUAAACGUACGACAAGGAAAGAGGGGAAUGCUAUUGAAACAACCCAAGAUGUUGAAAGUAAUUCGAGAGAGGUUAAAGAAUUUUCUGAAAGACUCUCACGUUUUAUGAAUUACUUUGCCGUAAAUGAACACUUAAUAGAGUUUAGAAGGAAAAUAAUGUUCGCUUAUGAACGUGAAAUGACAAUUUUCCAAAAAGUACUUGGUCUUAACAGACGAAUUUAUAUCUUUGGAAGUCAAAUUGAGGGAACUACAACAAGGGAAAUGAUGUCUGACAUGGAUCAUUUAUAUCGUUUUGAUAUGUUUCGAUUGUUUCUUGAUUCAGACAAUCCCCCCUCGCAGCUUGAUGCUCACCAAGUCGUAAUUAAGGUUAGCACACAUGGUUGUGCUUCGCAGUACUGUGUUCUAACAAUGAUUGAACCAUCAACACACGCAAGGCGUUUUGAAACAUUGGAUCCGAAAAGGAAUCCUCCUGAUAUCGUUCAUUUUUUUCAAAAGGAUUGGACAUCAACUGACGGCAUGAUUCCACAUACAAUUAUGUUCGACACCUUAAACCGAGGUCCAAGACAAACAAAAAGACACGGACCUGCAGAAAGUAUAGAGAAUACAGACUUUGUUAACGCGUGUUACUGUAAAAGUCUUCCAAAGCAAUGCAAGUUCGUUUUUGAAAGGCCUCGCCCUGGUCACUGGCCUUCGGAGAAGACAUUGAAAAAAGCACAGACAUAUGGCGUCUUUAUAGUUCCACAGGGACCCACCAAAAGUACAAACAUUUGUACGAACGAUUAUUUUGAAUAUCAAUGGCGAAUUUCCUCAAAUCUGACAGAGCGGCUAUUAAUGUUCAGUUUGGAUAUAGUACAUUUGCAAGCAUACGUUCUGGCAAAGAUGUUAAGAAAGGAGUUGUUUGUGCCAGAAUACCAAGAUAGGCUGAGUACAUAUCAUUUUAAAACAGCUUUUUUCUUUGCGGUCGAGAACACCCCAUCGCAUAUUUGGAGGGAGGAAAAUAUUUACAAUUGUGUCAAGUACAUUCUUGCAACCUUGAGGCGCUUCUUAACGCGCAAAAAUUGCCCACAUUUUACUAUAGAGAAUGUUAACCUUUUUGAAGGGAAAAUUAAAAUACAUUAGUUUCCAAAAUUGGUGAAUAAACUAACAAAUGUAAUGAAUUCACUGCGGACACAGAUCGAACAUAUGCAACUGGACAACAUUGGAGAGUCGCUAAAUACGAGCAAGCAUGACCGCAGCAGGUAUACGAGUUGUUCAGUACUAUAUGCUGAAGUGUGCAAUUUUGUACUGGAAGCAAGAGAUAAUUUUCAUAUUUCAGGAAUACCCGUCAGUUGGAGGAUAGCAAUUUUUGAAAUCGAACAUACAAACUUUGAAACGUACCAUCGCGCUCCAAUGGAAAAAUACAGAAAAUAUGACUAUGAACUUCGUGGCUGUAUGUCAGCUAUGGCUAGUUUCGGUGCUUCGGCGUAUUUAGAAUAUAAAGCAGAAGGAAAUGAAUACAAUGACGACGGCUUCAAUAAAGCUAGACAAUUGUAUACACAAUCUCUAGAGUCAAAUAUAAUUUGCAACUACAUGCGAUACGCUUCAUUCCUUUUCUGCAAUGGAGAAUACGAUAAAGCAUGUACAUAUUUUGACGUGAUAGAAAAGCAGAUAGAAGAAGAUAAAAAAUCUAAUCCAAUAUACCAGUUAUGCGUUUUCCCAUCGGAGUCAUUAGCAUUGGAGAUAUCAAAGCAGGACUAUGGACAGAUUUUCAAACAAAGAUGGUCUGUCUUUUUGGUAUUUACACAAGCAGAGGCGAUGUGUUCUUCUGAAUUUUUGCGGUGCGAAAUGUACCGAUGGUGUUUAGGGACAGUCAGUUCAACCGAGAAACUUCUUGUUGCAUGUCAUAACAAAGAGGACAGCAUUUGUGUGCAAAUCGAACCGUAUCUCUACUAUCUACAGUAUCUUACAUACAGAGUACUCAACCAAGGACCUAAACAGUCGAAAGCAUUGAUGAAAUUAUUGAUAUUCACUCAAAUAUUUAAACCCACAAAAUUAACUUUAUCGAAUGGCAAUAUAUUUUUAUCCCAUUUUGAUACCUCUUUGAAUAUGCUAGGGCACUGCUUGAACUGGAGCAGAAAUUUGAAUCGGCGUGGAAGACUUACAAAACGUCUUUACAAAUUCUACCUCAAAGAAAUGCGGCCGUCUUGCAUAUGAUUCGACUUCUCUGGAGCGUUGUUCAAAGUCUGCGAACUUAGAGACAUUUGAACUACAAUCUCUAAGUGAUAAAGCGGCAAUAUUAUUAUAUUUGUUUUGUUUUUGAACUGAAACACGAGUCAACAUUGAAUGUGAUUAAUUAUACGUGUUGUCGUUUUUCACAUUCGUUAUCAGAGUAUGAUUUAGCAUGAUGACAAUUUACAAGAUAAUUAUUUUAAUAUCAAACAGAUGACAAGUCACCAAUAUGUUUCCAAUAAAAUAAAACGUCAUGUUUAUGCAUUAAAGGUAGCAACAAAACAUUAUUUAAAAAAUACUUCAAGUGAUUAAUUGUAGCAUGUCUCUUUUUGUUGAGCCUUGAAUGUAUCAAUAUGCGUGUAUAUGUUAUCAACUUUACAUAUUUUAAAUAGAUAACUCUAUAAUAGUAAAUCCCAAAUACUAGGAAUACGCUUGGUUUCAUAAUUACUCCAUGUAUAUUGUUUGAUACCAAACUAUGAAAUAUAAUUAACUAUUUAAGAUUUAUUGAGAUACAUGUAAUUCUAUUUAUCAAAGAUUAAGCCAAUGACAUAAAGAUAGUGUAACAGCCUUGUGUAUAAUUAGAAAAAGUUAAUUCGUACCAAAACAAUAUUAUUAUUAAAAAUUGUCAUCACUGAUCAAAAGUGAAAUAAUAUAUCUAGAUUGCAGAACACUUCAUAGAAUUGUCUAUACGGAUGUCGGAAGAACUUGAUUAUAGUGGAGCUCGGAAGGAAACUGUAAUGGAGGGGAGAGGAACUUACGUGAGGAGGGAAUGCAUGUUGAAGAUAGCAGAUACAUGUUUCGGAAAUAUACGGAAUGUUUCCACUUCGGAAGCUAAUCGGAAGGGACAACCAUUCCCGGUCUCCAGUCUGAUAUUGAUUUCCUAUACCUUAGCAACACUGUGAAUGUCAUACGAGCAUAUGGAGACUGGGAGGAUGGUAUGAAGAACUUUUUGAUGCUCCACGACGACCUUACACCUCCUCAACAGUACCUGCUACAAGUCAUCCGAACGGACACACCGGAACAGCCCAUUCUGUGGGAAGACGUGUUCGUAAAAAUAUACUGGGCACGAACUGGUAAGAGCUGAACGAUUUAAAGAUAUUUUGGAGGAUGGUCAACAAGAUCGAGGAGAGGUUACCAUAAAUGGGACUUCUGUUAGCUUUAUUAAUAAUUGGGAUAUGGUACAUGCAUUUCCCUUACCUAAACCUCUUCCUGAAAUACAAUACUGGAUAGACAGAUGUAGAAGUAGACACUGGCCGCCUCUGAAGCAACUAGAGUCUGCUAGGAUAGGCCCGUGUUUCCUGGUAUCUGCUGGACAUCCAGACAGUGUUUACAAACGCGAAGAAUGGCUUCUGUCCCCGAACCUUAUAGAACAAAAGUUGAUGUUUAGCUUUAAUAUCACACAACUUAAAUGUUACAUUGUGUUAAAAUUAAUUAACAAAUCCCUAUUUGCUUACAGUGUGGGAGAUUCGAUAACAAGCGUUCAUAGUAAAACUAUCAUGUUUUACACCAUAGAAAGAACACAUCCUUCUCUUUGGUUGGAACAUAACCUUAUGUUUCUACUUUGGCUUUGUUUACACGUUUUAAGGAAAUGGCUUCGAUUGGGAAGGCUUCCGAAUUGUAUCAUAGACGGAGUGAAUUUGUUUGAUGGGAAGCUCUCUAAGGUGCAGCAGAGGCGCCUUUUAUUGUAUGUAGACUCCACGAUAAAGAAUAACUUACAUGAUCUAUUUAACAUUGGUUUAUUAGAUAAAAUAGGACGCCGUUUACAAGCGUUUAAUGUGCGACAAAUUGUACCCGUUGGCGAACUAAGGCGUGUUUGCUUACGUAACAGCAUCAGGCUACUGCUGAAGUUUGAGUGUUUGGAACUAUUUUUUAUCAUUUAAGAGGGAUUUUCAACAGAAUAAUCAGUUAUGAUACAAACCUUGAUAUUAAAUAUGUAUAACGCAAUGUUGUCGAAUGCUCCACGAAUGACAUAUCGAAAACGGUUGCUUUAGAACUUAUUAAACACUUGUACGCGUUACAAAAUUAAAUUCAAUCAUCAAACUGUUUGCUUCUACGAAACAUUGUUAACAGCGAAAUUAUAAGUCGUUUUCAAUACUCUUUAACAUUGAUGUAGCUUUGUGUCGCUUAAAGUUGGCUUCUAUAGUGUACUGUCGUGGGCAUCUUCGUGCAGCAGUUAGAGUGUUGGAAGACGUGGAAAGGAGAUAUCAUAGCAAGGUCAAUGCUUUGUGUGGAUGCUCAUGUAUAGAAGGAGACCGUGAUAUUCACAUGUUUGCUGAUAUGUUAUCAGAUAACAGUGUAAACGGAUUUAAAGAACCGCUAUUUGCAUUAUGUGUCAAGUUUCAUAGGCAUGAAGCUUACUGCACUCCUUCCCUUUUGUUGUUUGAAAUGAAUCGCAAUAUCACUGAAGACGAACGUUCACAUAGAACUUACAUUGAAAAAGCAUGGAUGGACUGUGCUGAGGUUGAUGCUCGUCCUUUUCUACACUAUCUACGCAACCUCACGUAUGGAGGGCUUACUGUCCGUGACAAGUAGCUGAGAGCCUUUUCGUCUUAUAUGUGUGAUUUCAGAAAUAAAAUCAACCUGUAUCACGGGGAAACUGCAAUAAACUUGUUUGGAUACUGCUAUGAAAUGGAAGGGGAGUAUGAAAUAGCGUUAGGUAUCUACGAAGGGUCGUUUCUUUAUCGCGGUACGAACAAUGCCGCUUACUGGCACGUUCGGCGUAUCAGGCGUCUUAUAAGUUGAUAAAAUACAAUAAAAACAUGUUUAUUGUGCAUGAUAUAAAAUAAUUAACUUAACAGCAUUGUUUAGGAUAAAAGCUUUGCGAUUAAAUGUUUUGCUAUAUUUCAUGCAUUCAGUGAUAACAACUAUAAGGACAGUAAGUAUAUAUAUUUAAAAAUCGUUAUUAUAGUCUAAAGCACUUACUCAUAGAGCAGGCAUUGUUUUGUACAUUGUGUGUUGUAGUUUUGUAUACUCACUGAAGUCUGUCAAUUGCACAUGUGAUUUAUGUAUGUCAUAUGCACAUGCUGAUUAAUGUCUGACAUAAGCACAUGCUGAUUAAUGUAUACCAUCUGAAAAAUGUGAUUAACGUAUGUCAUAUGCACAUGCUGCUUAAAAUGUGAUUAACGUAUGUCAUAUGCAUAUUCUGAUAAAUAUUUGUGAAUGAACGUCUUGAACGUAAUGUAAUAUCAGAAGAUAUAAUCAGUCACUACACUCUGAAAUAUAACUCUAAACAUGUAUAUACAUUUGAAAAUUAUAUAUGUUCCAUUAAGGUGUAUAAACCAGUGUACGGUAUUACUUUUAUAUAAUGCAUUUUCAAAGUAAUGAUUAAUGGGGAAAAGUACAUACAAACUUCUUUGAUUCCUCGGUACAUUUGAAGAAAGUCUUAAUAAAAAUUGUGCGGUAUUUCCUCGAAUAAUGAACUUAUAUGGAUAUAAUGUUUUCAGUUAUAUAUACAUUUUUGUAUUUUAGAUUAUUCAAUUUGCUUACAUAUUCUGAUCUAUUUUCAAAAUUAAGUUGUAUUUAUCUAUACACAUCAAAGGAAGUUUAGGUUUCUAGUAUUGACCGCCGAAAGCUAAUAUAGAUAUCGCGAAGUCGAGUUCUUAGAUUUGUGCUGAACGUUUCUAUCUUAACAGAGUCAAGAUAUAAUAAUUUUCAUUUAAACCACAUGAGUGAAGUAUAAAGUGAACCUGUGAGGCCAAGUUUGAACAAGAAUCGUUAAAAUGAAUGUUAUUAAUCGAUCACGUAAACUGGUGUUUAAAAUACAAUUCUCUUGUUCAAACGAGUGAAUCUUUAAAAAGUAAUUAAUCAUGGGUAUAUAUCGUUCGAUAUACAAUGAAAUUCUACCUAAAACGCUUUACAAUGCAAGUAUUUUCGUAGUUGUGUUUACAUUACGGACCCAUUUAAACAAACUGUUGUAUAUUUUUUUCUUAAUUGAUCAUAACCCAUAACGUCUGAACACUAUUAUACUGAUAGUACUUACAUUGUAAGUUAAAUGUAUGUAUGUGGUGUUCUGGAUAACUAUUCGGACCAAGAAUUUGAAUAUAUUGUUAUCACUGUAUAAUGUUAUAUGGUGAGCACAUUUUUUAUUUAACAUUACAGAUAAUGCAUCGGGAUGAAGUGUUUAUCAUGUUGUUGAGUUCUUAAAUUUUGUACAAUAUUCUGAAUGAUAGUGCAACAUAUUUUUUUUUCUUGAAAAUUGUUGCUUUUCAAAUAUGUUUAUAUUUUCAUUGGUGAAUAUUGACUACAAAGUAUGUAAAUCAAUAAGAUUUGAAUUGCAUUUUUAUAUGCAUAAUUAUAAAUUGUAAAUGUACGUAUUGUAUUUUUACAGCAUGUAUGACAUAAUUCAUGAACAGCCAAAGACCAAACUUGUGUUUUAUGGUCCUUUUAUGUAUUUGUAUCCCUUACAACCAACAAUAUUUUGUAUGUGAUAUUCAUAUAAAAUGCAGGUGUUUUUCUGCUACGUAAAAAGGCCAUAAAACGGACCCUAUCCUAAAGCAAACGGACCCAAUCCCAAAAAUUUUUUUUUUUUUUUUUUAGAAAGAAGUGUCUUAUGAUUAUUAUGUCUCAAUUUUAUUUCAUAAACAUCUAAAAAAAAAGGAUAUAACUAUAAUAUAUAUGAUUUUUUUCUCAAAAUGGCAAGGAAAAGGCCUAAUGUGUCAAUAUUUGUUGAUAAAAUCAAAUUCCAAUUUGGUCCAUUUUGUCGAUAAAAAUUUCCCAAAUUUGCCAUUUCAUCAAUUUAAACAAUCCCAAUUUGACCAGACUACUUUUUCCAAACGGCUGGAAACCCCCCUGAAAUGUUGUUACAUGUGUAUUGUGUGAUGAUUACAAAUGUGGAAUAAAUUGAACUCAAUUUGCAAUAGCAAUAGUGCUCAUAUUACACAUAUGUUGAAAAGUGAAGUCAAACACCUUAAGUUAGCAUGGUAUGUUUGCGCAUUUUCUGUCCACGCAAAAAAUGCUGUAGCAUUAAUAUCAAAGCAAUGCUGUUAAUAUUUCCAGAAGUUACUCCUGAAAUAUGAAUAUUUAAAAAAAAUAUAUGAAAUGUACAUACAUAUUUGUAUGCAAUUGUUAUUUUCAUAUGGUAAAUUAAAUGAGGACACAAUAAUCAUUGUUUAAUGAUAAAAAAAAUCAAUUUUCAAAC
This is a messenger RNA of Dreissena polymorpha, 7425 nucleotides long. RefSeq lists its product as uncharacterized. NCBI's taxonomy places the organism in Eukaryota, Metazoa, Mollusca, Bivalvia, Myida, Dreissenidae. The coding region runs from base 57 to 1199 and encodes 380 amino acids. The record is from RefSeq and is a predicted model, not a curated record. The transcript is spliced from 2 exons.